AUGCCUGACGACACAUCCAAAUCAGCAUCUAUCCCCUCAUGGCAGAGGGCCAAUGAGACGGUCGAUGAGUCGCCAUCACCGACCUCCAACGAUGCGCCCGCAACUACAGCCUCCACAUCCCGACAAGCUCUCCUAGACCAAGCAUCCAAAUUUCUAGAAGACGAGUCAAUCCGCGAUGCACCAACAGACCGCAAGGUCUCAUUCCUUGAGUCGAAAGGCCUAAACUCAGACGAUAUCGAGCAGGUCCUCGGCGUCUCCCGCAAUGCAGAGGCGACCAAUAGCUCAACCGUGGCCAAGGACAAAACACAGGAAGACACACCAUCUAUUUCACCUACUCAACCUGAACCCACCCCCUCUCUUCCUGUUACCUCUUCAUCAUCCUCCAACACUAUGCCUCAAUCGCAACCAAAACCAGCGCCAACCCCCGCCUCCCGCGACGUCCCCCCAAUAAUCACCUACCCCGAAUUCCUCUUCGAGUCAUCCAAACCACCUCCCCUUGUAACAAUGCGCAAUCUCCUGUACACACUAUAUGGCGCUGCCGGCCUAGGAGCAAGUCUCUACGGUGCAAGCGAGUACCUAGUGAAACCAAUGCUAGCGAACCUGACGAGCGCACGAUACGAGCUCGCUAGCACAGCAGAAACGAACCUGCAAAAGCUAAACGAGAAACUGGAGAAGACUGUAUCCGUGAUCCCGGCUGAGUUAACAGCUCGGAAGAUCAAGCCCUACAGCGACGAAGAUGACGACGCUUCGUCAAUCACCUCAGACCCAACUGAGCUGUUCCACCGGGAUGUCGCAACGCAGACAAGUCCAGAGCCCACUCCAGUUUCCAGCACCACCGGCGCCAUCAACUCGGCGGACUCGGCGGCCUUCUCUCCAUCGACGGCGGUCAACACCCACGUCAGCCGCGUUGAGUCUAUUACCUCGAAGCUACGCGAGAUUAUCGACGAGGAGAAGAAUGCGAGUACGCUAGAUGACUCUAUGCGCACUCGGCUCACGGAGCUACAUCAGUACUGUGAUGGGUUGAUUUAUAGUGGUCCUACAUACUCAUCUGGGUCGGCGUAUGGGGUCUGGAGUCCCAAUAACUCAAGUGAUAGCUCUGGUCUGCGGAAGGCGGAGGAUGAGGCUAUUGCUGGGUUUAGGGCUGAUAUUCGUGGUGUGAAGGGUGCGCUGUUGAGUGCGCGUAACUUCCCUGCUAGCCGGGGCGGACGACUUGGUGGUCUUCCCGUCCGUGGACGGUGA
Penicillium vulpinum is the source of this 1239-nucleotide messenger RNA. Its product is annotated as peroxisomal membrane protein PEX14. NCBI's taxonomy places the organism in Eukaryota, Fungi, Ascomycota, Eurotiomycetes, Eurotiales, Aspergillaceae. Gene Ontology annotation, biological process: protein import into peroxisome matrix, docking. The transcript has a single exon. Gene Ontology annotation, cellular component: peroxisomal importomer complex; peroxisomal membrane. Gene Ontology annotation, molecular function: signaling receptor binding. The record is from RefSeq and is a predicted model, not a curated record. Bases 1 to 1239 code for a protein of 412 amino acids.